Messenger RNA from Closterium sp. Naga37s-1, 2004 nucleotides. The record is from the annotation of a GenBank genome assembly. Lineage: Eukaryota; Viridiplantae; Streptophyta; Zygnematophyceae; Desmidiales; Closteriaceae.
AUGGCUUCGCUUCGAGUUCUUAUGUUCGAUCAUGAGGGUCGCCUGAUCCAGUUUGACACAUGGCUGGACGACCUACAGCUGUACCUACUGAGCGACUCUCGGGAUAGUGUUUCUUUGUUUGACCUCGCGUCUGGCACUGCUCCUGCCCCUCCCGCCACAGCUGACAGUGCGACUCGCUCCCAGUGGCUUACUCGCGACGCUGCUGCCCGCUUAGCCAUUCGCAACCACCUGCCGUUAGCCGAAUACGCUCACUUCGGACAGCACAGGACAGCACAGGCACUGUACGACGCUGUCGUCGCUCGCUACUCCGAGCCUGCCACUGCUGCUCUAGGCUGCCUGCUUCUGCCCUACCUGUUCCCCGAGCUGUCAGCCUUUGCCAUGGUAGAGGACCUUGUUUCCCACCUGCGUGCUAGUGACGCUGCCUACCGCGCUACCGUCCCUGCUGAGUUCCUUGACAGGAACCCGCCCCCGAUGUUCAUCACCCUCUACUUCAUAGUCACUCGCCUCCCUGACUCUCUUCGCUCUGUCAGGGACCCCUUUCUCUCACUUGACCCCACCUCCCUCACUGUUGACCUACUCGAGGAGCACCUCCUAGCAGCUGAGACUAGUGCAGUUGCUGUAGGUGCUGCUCAUGGCACUCCGCGCACGCCCUUCUUUGAGGGGUGCUCCCCCUCCCCCCUUGCCCCCUCCUACGCCUCUGCUGCUGCUGCAGACGUCUCUGGUGCUGAGGACGUCGGCGCAACUUCUGCUAGUGCGAAGUGCCGUAGAAGCAAGGGCAAGGGUGGGAGGGGUGGUGGAGGGGGCAGCGGUAGUGGUGGUGGGGGCAGCAGUGGAGGCAGUGGCGGCAGUGGAGGUGGUGGCACCGGUGGGAGUGGUGGAGGGAGUGGGGGCUCUGGUGGCGGCGGUGGAGGCAGCGGUGGGAGUGGCGGUAGUGGCAGCGGUGGCAGUGGUGGCGGUCGGACUGGAGCUCAGCGAGGAGGUUCUAGAGGAGGCCAGCGGCAGCGGCAGCAGCGUCGGAGCGAGACCCAGUCGCCCCAGCAGCUUCGUGAGUGGUUGUUUCAGCGUGGGGCGUCUGGGGGUAGUGUGAGCUGCCCGUAUGUCAUUCGCACAAGUGACCGUGCUGGUCAGACAUGCGGCACACGCAGCACCGCUGCUUCUCCCGUCUCGACGACGCUUGGCGCGCUGAGUUUGGUGAUGAAAUCGAGCGCCCCCACUGGGAAGAGCUGCUUAGGUAUAGACGCUGCUGCUCUAGGUGCUAGUGAGUCUGUUCUCCCUGGUACUGCGCCUGCUGAGGCCUUGCACACCUUCACGCUGGACUCAGGUGCCUCACGCUGUUUCUUUCGUGACAGCACCACCCUCACUCCUCUCCCUGCAUCUGUCCUGGUCCGACUGGCUGACCCCUCCGGGGGCCCGGUCGUUGCCCGUUCCUCCACUGUCCUCCCGUCUCUUCCUCCCCUCCCGCCCUCACCUGCCCCGCCCUGCCUUCCUUGCGUCGAGGGGCGGCAGCGCGCCGCUCCUCACUCCUCCUCGUUUCCUCCGAUGACUGCUCCCCUGCAGACUCUCUACAUGGACGUGUGGGGCCCAGCCCGCGACCUUCCUGUCCUACGUCUGCACUCUGAUAGAGGUGGUGAGUUCUCCUCCGACCUCUUGCGGGACUUUUGUUGUGGGGAGGGCAUUCUCCAGUCGUUCACGCUUCCGGCCUCCCCUCAGCAAAAUGGAAUUGCUGAGCGCCGCAUUGGCUUAUUCAUAGAGGUGGCUCGUACCUCCAUGAUCCAUGCGGCUGCUCCCCAUUUUCUGUGGCCGUUCGCAGUCCGGUACGCUGCGCAUCAGCUCAACCUCUGGCAUCUCCUUGCCGAAGACCUCACCGACACUGCGUUGGACGGGGAAGGUUGGCGAUGCGUCGGUGUUCCGGGUCUGGGGCUCUCGUGCCUUUGUUCGCAAUACUUCCGUGGACAAGCUCUCCGCCCGCGCUAUUCCCUGCGUCUUCCUUGGCUUUCCCCCUAA